Messenger RNA from Acaromyces ingoldii, 2420 nucleotides. RefSeq lists its product as hypothetical. NCBI's taxonomy places the organism in Eukaryota, Fungi, Basidiomycota, Exobasidiomycetes, Exobasidiales, Cryptobasidiaceae. The record is from RefSeq and is a predicted model, not a curated record. Gene Ontology annotation, molecular function: quinone binding; primary methylamine oxidase activity; copper ion binding. Gene Ontology annotation, biological process: amine metabolic process. The transcript has 2 exons. Bases 39 to 2216 code for a protein of 725 amino acids.
CAAUUUGCCCCACACCCUCGACGAGACAGAGUUCCACUAUGGCGCCCGCAAAGGUCCUCUCCAGGUCGGCCGCCGUCCACCCGCUGGACCCGCCCCAGCCUGAAGAGAUUGUUGCCGCCUCGUCUGCCGUGCGUCAGGCGCUUGGCACAAAGGGUGUCAAGGCACAGCGCUUCACCAACGUCUUUCUCAAGGAGCCACCCAAGGCCGAUGUCAUCAAGCAUGGCUUCUUCCCCGAGAAGUCAACCGAGCCAGGCGCUGGUCCCGUCAAGCCAAGUGGCCUCCCGUCGCGAGAAAUCUUCCUCCACGUCAUCAACCUCCUCGAUGGCCGGUCGUACGAGGCCGUGGUGAACCUCGACGACAUCGAUGAGCCCAAGGUCGUCGAUGUCAAGCAGUUGGCCGAGGGCGUGCAGCCGGCCAUCACCGUCGAGGAGCUCGUGCUGAGCGAGGAGCAGAUGCGCAGGGAUCAGCGCGUCAUCGAUGCUGCCAAGGCUGUGGGCGUCUCGGUGGAGCAGCUCCACGCCGAUGGCUGGAGUAUCGGCUGGGACGAGCGCUUCCCCGGCAAGCGCGUGCAGCAGUGCAUCACCUUUGCCCGGUACGGCAAGGACGAGAACCUGUACGCGCACCCGCUCGACUUCAACGUCGUUCUCGACAAUGUCACGGGCGAAGUACUGGCCAUCGACUACCCCGCACACCGAUCGACCAAGACAGGCAAGCUUGGUGUCUCGACGAAGCCGCCGACGGAGGCGUCCUUUGACAAGCCAGAGGGGCGCGAACGCAUCCCGCCACCGCUGGAGCGCCACGACUACCUGCCAGACCUGGCCAAGCGCGCCGGAUCCGACAAGCCCAUCGAGAUGCGCCAGGAUCUCAAGCAACUGUCGGUGGUGCAGCCCCAGGGCGUGAGCUUCCACCGCGAAGGAAAUGUCCUCGAGUGGCAAAAGUGGAAGCUCCACGUCGGCUUCCACCCCCGCGAGGGCAUCGUACUCAGCACCAUCUCAUACAAGGACGAUGAUGUCCCAGGUGCCAGCAAGGCCGCACCCAGCGAGAGGCCACUCUUCUACCGCCUGUCGCUCAGCGAGAUGGUUGUCCCCUAUGCCGAGCCUGCACACCCACACUACCGCAAGUUUGCCUUUGACGUUGGCGAGUACGGUCUCGGCUACAUGGCCAACUCGCUCUCGCUGGGAUGCGACUGCCUCGGCUCAAUCGAGUACCUCGACGGUGUCAUUGCCAAGCACGACGGCACGACCGAGACGCUCAAGAAUGUCAUUUGCAUCCACGAGGAGGACGCAGGCCUGCUGUGGAAGCACACCGACUACCGGCCCGAUGGACGGGCGCACAACGUGCGAAACCGCAAGCUGGUCAUCUCCAUGGUCUGCACCGUGGCAAACUACGAGUACCAGUUCAACUGGAACCUGCACCUGGACGGCAACAUCGAGCUCGAGAUCAAGCUCACCGGUAUCCUCAACCUCUACCAGCUCGCCCAGGGUGAGAGCACGGGCGGCUACGGCGUCGAAGUCGCGCCUCGCAUCAACGCCCACCUGCACCAGCACCUCUUCUCGCUGCGUGUCGACCCGCACAUCGACGGCGCCCUCAACUCGAUUUCGGAACAGACGAUUCGUGCCGUCGAGGCGCCCUCUGGCUCCGACGAGAACUGGGCCGGCAACGCCUUCACGGCCAACCAGCGCAUCCUCCAGACGACGGGCGAGGGCGUGCGCGAUGCCAACUUUGACGAGGAGCGCAGCUGGACUUUCGUCAACGAGGCGUCCAAGCACUACUCGAGCGGCAAGCUGAGUGGGUACAAGGUCAUGUGCAAGGACAUGCCCCGUCUCUACGCCAAGCACGACAGCAUCACGGCCAAGCGCGCACCCUUUGCAAAGCACCACAUCUGGACGGUGCCCUACGAAGACGCGCACAAGUACCCCGCGGGCAUGUACGUGCCCCAGACGCUCGAUGCGCCCGAAGACUCGAUUGAGAAGUGGGUCGGCGACGGCAGCAAGUCGAUUGCCAACAAGGACAUUGUCAGCUACAUCACCCUCGGCACCACGCAUGUGCCCAGGCCAGAGGACUUCCCCGUCAUGCCCGCAGAGACGGUCCGGCUGAUGCUCAAGCCCGUCAACUUCUUCCGACGCAACCCGACGCUGGACGUGCCCAGCACUGCCGACGCACAGAGCACGGCCGCGGGUGCUGCCAACGGCAACGGUGCUUCGUGCUGCUCGUGAUCUCAUCCAGCGACCCAGCUGCUAAGUUACCCCCCUGUUGAUCGCUUUUGUCUGUACAUUUCUUUCCGACUUGUGUCCUUCAGCCUCUUGGUUGUUAUCCCUCACCCUGUCUCAUAAAAUGGUCCUAUCGAGGUCACGAUGCAGAAUGACGAUGAUUCAAGAACCCAGUACUACUACUAAACAACAAAGAGAGGGAGCACGAUC